AUGCUCUCACGUAUGGGUUAUGUAUUGCUUCCAUCGUCAGUACUCGUUAUGCUAUCUGUGAACCGUGACAGUUUCUUCACCUUUUCAGAGUAUAUUUAUGACAAAUGCUAUCAUAUUGAUUUCAUCCUCUGUCAAGCUGGAGACCGUGGAAGACCGCAAGAACUGCAACUUCUAAAGCCCGAAACUGGGAGAUACAGACUAGUAUUCGAGGUCGAAAAAAGUAGUAGGAGUAGGCAGGAGAUGACCGCCAUUAAUAGUACAGUGAACGGGAAUCCAUUCGCUGCCGCUGGUUCGCUUAACGAUCCCACUAAACAAGCUCAGGUACUGUUGUUACUUUAG
This is a messenger RNA of Angiostrongylus costaricensis, 339 nucleotides long. NCBI's taxonomy places the organism in Eukaryota, Metazoa, Nematoda, Chromadorea, Rhabditida, Metastrongylidae. The record is from the annotation of a GenBank genome assembly.